AGCUGGUAGAGCACAUAAGCAGCCUGGCACACCUUAAUGCAGUGAACACAAAUAGUCACGUGAAGGUGUGAUCUUUCUCUGUCUCAUUCAGUUCAGUGUCCGAUCGUGCUUUUUGUGAAAAUGCUGCGUGUAGCUGUUGUUCUGGGGCUUCUGUCCGUUUCCUCUGCUCAGUUGUUUCCCGACGGGUGGUUCGGCAGUCAGUUCACCUGUCGACUCUACCAGCAGAGAGACUGCUCAAGAUACACAAAACACGAGGAAUGUGGAACUGAUGGGGUAACGUACGACAACAGAUGUUACUUUACCCAAGCCCGCUGUAAAGACAGCGUCAUCGACGUUGCUUACUACGGUGCCUGUGACAAACGCACCAUCACCGGGGGCCCAGUGCUCUCCGGAGAAGAGGCUGUUCUAGAUUUCUUCUGUCAGGAGCUCUCCCACGAAGACUGUCCCGCUGAUAAAGAUGAAGUCUGUGCAACAGACAGAGUUACCUACGACAACUUCUGUGAAUAUGAGAAGGAGAAAUGCACCCACAGAGAUCUUCACAUCAUAACUUUUGGACAAUGUCCUACAUAAGGAUUUGUGUAUGUACAGGAGUGCGUGCUCAACAUCAGAGACAACACGUGCUGAAACAUACUGUUUGUAACUUCCAACAUGAAAUAAAAUAUCAAAACCCA
Molecule: messenger RNA, 671 nt
Organism: Haliotis rubra (blacklip abalone)
Lineage: Eukaryota; Metazoa; Mollusca; Gastropoda; Lepetellida; Haliotidae
Product: ovomucoid-like
Exons: 5
Coding region: 121-570 (149 amino acids)
Biological process (GO): cell differentiation; multicellular organism development
Molecular function (GO): protein binding
Source: RefSeq, a predicted model, not a curated record